Molecule: messenger RNA, 909 nt
Organism: Cydia pomonella (codling moth)
Lineage: Eukaryota; Metazoa; Arthropoda; Insecta; Lepidoptera; Tortricidae
Exons: 2
Coding region: 1-909 (302 amino acids)
Source: RefSeq, a predicted model, not a curated record
AUGCAUAGGGGAGCCGCACGCCCUCGCGGGGCAGUGUCCAACGAGCCUGACAACUCGGUCAUGGAAGUGUCUUUUACAGACAACCAGCACCUGAACGACACCACUAGGCUCGACACGACUGGGGCCUCCGACAUUCAACAGUUGGUAGCCGAACUUCGUUUGUUCCGGGAAGAAAUGCGGGCGAUGAGCCAACAUAUCCAGGCUCUUCGCGUAACGGUAGCCACUCUGACAACAAAAAUUGACGCAUGUGAUGGGCGCGUCGACAGACUAUGUACCCGUGUUGAAGCUUUGGAGAAUAAUACCACAAGUCUUAGUGUCGACAAAAACACGGAGGCUCUACUGGCGGACACCGUAGCCCAGUUAAGAUUAGAGUUAAACGAUCGUGACCAGGAUAUGUUACUCAACGAUAUCGAGUUAUCUAAUGUACCUGAACAAAGUGGGGAAAAUACGUUGCAUAUAGUGUCUACCUUGGGCCAGAAGCUCGGAGUUACGCUGUCGGAACAUGACAUCGUCGAUGCGACUCGCGUAGGGCGGGCGCCGCGAACAGACGAGGGCACCCAGGGCCAGCCGGCCCGCCCGCGGCUGCUGGUGGUGCGGUUGGCGCGCCGCGCCGUGCGUGACCGGCUGCUGCAGGCCGCGCGAGUACGCCGCGGCGCGACUACGGAGGGCACAGGCCUGCCGGGCCCCGACUGCCGCUUCUACGUCAACGAGCGGCUCACUUUUGUCAAUCGACGGCUGUUCCAGAAGGCGAGGCAGCUCAAGGAACACUACGGCUGGCGAUAUGUAUGGACCCGCGAUGACAGGGCCAGGAAAAACGCGCACCGCUCGUCCCCGGAUAUAAAUUCAUUAACGCCCCGCGACCGACUGGAAUGCGCGGAGGCCGUGGUGGCGGGGUGGGCUUCUACAUAA